ACACUGGUCCGAUAGCGGUGCUGUUGGUCCAAGAGGAUUCUCCUUCUCCUGCGUCUACUUCAAUAUCUUUACAGUAGUCGGUCGAUGUUUCCGCAAGCACUUGGGUCUGGCUAACGGUCUGAGUGUAGCGGGUGUUUCUGUAGGCCAAAUGGCUUUCCCCAGCCUUGUGACUCACGUGCUGCAACACUACGGAGUGCGCUCUGGCACACUCAUCAUGUCAGCCUUCUCCCUACAUCUCUGCGUCACUGCAGCCCUCAUGCCACGAUAUGUUGUGGAAGCGGAAUUGACAGAUCAAGAUAUUGCCAUCAGUUCCUCAUCCAUCUCCAGGCGAACUGGUGAGCCCUCGUCGAGUGCUCUUCCCAGUCCUGCCGGUGAAACCUCAUCGGAUAUUGACGUGAGGGAGCUUGAUGCCAUGUUGAGACAGAAAGGUAUUACCACCCUCGGUGUGUUUGAAAGGUAUAUUUUUGCCUUCUCUAAAACACCUGUCCAGGUCAGCACCAGUGAUCCCAAAUUAUCUUUGGAUUCGUGUUGGUUGGCUAUCGGUAACAGAACAGUGGCCUAA
Molecule: messenger RNA, 562 nt
Organism: Rodentolepis nana
Lineage: Eukaryota; Metazoa; Platyhelminthes; Cestoda; Cyclophyllidea; Hymenolepididae
Source: the annotation of a GenBank genome assembly